GAUUGAAAGUAGAAGUCAUGGCGGAAUCUCGCAAACCCAACAAGCUGUACGCUACACACCCGAAGAAUUACGGAAAGGGCUCGCGUCAAUGCCGCGUUACCGGUCGUAUGGGUGGUAUGGGACUGAUCCGAAAGUAUGGAAUUAAUAUGAAGCGACAGGUGUUCCGUGAGCGUGCUUUGGACAUGGGCUGGGAAAAGUACAACUAAAUUUGUAAUUUUCGACUAGCAAGUAAACUCUUUUGAUUUCAC
Phaeodactylum tricornutum CCAP 1055/1 is the source of this 248-nucleotide messenger RNA. RefSeq lists its product with no specific name. Gene Ontology annotation, cellular component: cytosolic small ribosomal subunit; ribosome. The transcript has a single exon. Gene Ontology annotation, biological process: translation. Gene Ontology annotation, molecular function: structural constituent of ribosome; zinc ion binding. NCBI's taxonomy places the organism in Eukaryota, Bacillariophyta, Bacillariophyceae, Surirellales, Neidiaceae. The record is from RefSeq and is a predicted model, not a curated record. The coding region runs from base 18 to 206 and encodes 62 amino acids.